Molecule: messenger RNA, 354 nt
Organism: Paramecium tetraurelia
Lineage: Eukaryota; Ciliophora; Oligohymenophorea; Peniculida; Parameciidae
Exons: 2
Source: RefSeq, a predicted model, not a curated record
AUGCAUGAACUAGCACUAAUCGUUUCCGAUAACCUAUUAACCAUAUGUGAUCGUGGAAGAUCAACCAAUUCCAAAAAGGAAUUCAAAAACCAAGAAGAAAAAAUUGUAAGAAACUGUAUGUAGGAAUAUAAAGUGAGUGGAGUCACCUAAAAUGAAUAUUAAAAAAGAAUUGACUCAUUUAGAAUUAUUAAUAAGAAAAAUUACAGUUAAGGGAAACCUUAAUAAAUCUUAGAAUAUAAUAUAAGUGUUUCAGAAGUAGAUAAGCCUAAAGAUAAGACUGAAAUUAUUGCUAUGCUCCAAGCUCUUAAGCUUCAAUCUAUCUAAUUACUAUAAAACAUAGAUUUUUAAUUAUGA